This is a messenger RNA of Geodia barretti, 771 nucleotides long. NCBI's taxonomy places the organism in Eukaryota, Metazoa, Porifera, Demospongiae, Tetractinellida, Geodiidae. The record is from the annotation of a GenBank genome assembly.
AUGUGUCUGCAGGAAGAUGAGGAGGAGACAGUUGAGGGAAAAGAUGUGAGGGGGAACGAUAGAGCUGAGUCUCAGACAGUGGCUGAUGAACAGAAGAAGGAUGUUGAUGAGGAGAGAGAAGGGAGGGGGAAGGAAGGAGGAGAGGGAGGAAAAGGAACGGCAGAAGGGGGAGAGGGAGAAGAGAGGAGGGGGCAAGAGGGAGAGGGAGAAGAAAGAAUGGCAGGAGGAGGAGAAGGAGAGAUGAGCAGUAAGGAAGGAGAAGGCAGUGAGCAGAGGAAGAGAGCAGGAAAUGAAAUUGAGGAGGAGGAAGCAGUUCCAGAGACUGUCUCGUCCGUUGAACCGACAGAGACCAAACCUUCAGAGGAUAUUAGUGGAGGAGAGAAAGAUAAGUCUAAGUCUGAAGAGAAGGUCGAGGGAGAGACUAGCACAGUUGAAAGCAGUGAAGAUCAACAGAGAGACCGAGAGAGAGACCGAGAGAGUGACCGAGAGAGUGACCGAGCACCGAAGGCAGAGACCACAUCGAGAGCAGAGGGUGAUGGAGGAGGAGGAGGAGGAGGAGGAGGGUGGGGUGGGGAGGAUGGGGUGACGGCAGCUAUAUCGACAGUGGAAGAUGCCCUUGGUCUUCCAGCUCCCCAGCAACUGGCUAAAACGGGGGAUGGGCAGGGAGAGGAGGGAGAGAGGGAGAAAGAGGAGGGAGGCGAAGGAAAAGAGGAAGAAGGUGGAAAAGAGGAAGAAGGUGGAAAGAGGAGAGCAGAGGAGUUAAAACCCUAG